Molecule: messenger RNA, 179 nt
Organism: Symbiodinium sp. CCMP2456
Lineage: Eukaryota; Dinophyceae; Suessiales; Symbiodiniaceae
Source: the annotation of a GenBank genome assembly
AUGGCAGCCGCGAUUACGGCUCCCUGGAACUACACGCUGAUCCGCUUCUUCAUAGGCUGCGCUGGCGCCACUUUCGUGACCAAUCAGUUCUGGUGCUCGCUUAUGUUUGCCCCCAAUGUUGUUGGCACGGCCAACGCCACCGCGGCCGGUUGGGGCAACCUGGGAGGCGGCGUGACCCA